Messenger RNA from Suncus etruscus (white-toothed pygmy shrew), 3872 nucleotides. It is a transcript of the gene PNPLA8, whose product is annotated as patatin like phospholipase domain containing 8. The record is from RefSeq and is a predicted model, not a curated record. NCBI's taxonomy places the organism in Eukaryota, Metazoa, Chordata, Mammalia, Eulipotyphla, Soricidae. The coding region runs from base 230 to 2575 and encodes 781 amino acids. Gene Ontology annotation, biological process: arachidonate metabolic process. The transcript is spliced from 10 exons. Gene Ontology annotation, cellular component: membrane.
GCGGGACCAAGCAGGGGCGGGGGUGGCGGCCCGGCCGCCGCUGGUGUGUUGUGUGUGUUUCAGUGUCUCCAACGCUGUUUCGGGCAGCAAGACUAAGGAGACGUCAAAGCGGGAAAGAAGCUUCGUAGCCCAGCAUUCCGGUAUGACAUGAAUUAUGGCAUUUCUUAAAUGAAACAUUCAGGAAUGAAGUGAAAGUGAUAACCUAUAGAAAAGAAAUGAUUUUUAAGUUAUGUCUGUUAAUUUGACUAUAGAUAUAUAUAUUUACCUCCUUAGUAAUGCAAGAAGUAUUUUUGGGAAACAGAGAAACAAGCAACUGUAUAUCUUGUGCUCACCUAAAUAUUACUGGAGGAUAAGCCACAUCAGUCUACAAAGAGGUUUUCAUACAAGCAGAGUAAAAUGUAAAUUGGCCAAAAGUGAAGCACAUUCUAGUAAACACUGCUACUCUUCAGGCAACCAUGCUUUCCAUAUUGGAAUUUUGAAACUUAGCACUUCUGCUCCCAAAGGACUUACAAAAGUGAACAUUCGUAUGUCCCGUAUUAAAAGUACUUUGAACUCUGUUUCAAAGGCUGUUUUUGGCAAUGGGAAUGAAAUGAUCUCACGUUUAGCUCAAAUUAAGCCAAGUUCAGGAAUAUUAAGAAAAGUAUCAGAUAGUGGAUGGUUGAAGCAAAAAAAUGUUGAAAGAACAACUGAGUCUCUGAAAAAAUAUACGGAGCAGUCCACAGAAAAAAGUCCUUUUCCAGAGAAGAAAAGUCCUGCUAUUGAUAAAGACGACGAUAUUGGUAAACAUAGCCUUUUUCAUUAUACAAAUAGUUUAACUACAAAAUUUGGAGAAUCAUUCUAUUUUUUAUCAAAUCAUAUAAAUUCAUACUUCAAACGUCAGUGGAACAUGUCUGAAAAGAAGGAAAAUAAGAACUCCCAGAACAAAUUAGAACUUCAAGAUACAAAAGUUGACAAGAAAUCCAGUCCUCCAGUCCACAAAGUCUUGACUGAAAGGAAGCUUGACUCACAAUCUUUACAUACCAUGGACACGCCUGAAAGUGCCAACAGGGUCCCUGAGGUGCCUCCAGUCUCUACUAAACAGAGCAUUGCCAACUUCCUUUCUCGUCCCACUGAAGGUGUGCAAGCUUUUGUUGGUGGUUAUAUUGGUGGACUCGUCCCCAAAUUAAAAUAUGAUUCAAAGAAUCAGUCAGAGGUACAGGAAGAAAGUGUUAAAGUGGAGCAGGCUGCCAGCAAAGAGAAAAGUACAGAAGAGAAAAAGCAUUUAUCUCUUCAACGCGAAAAGAUUAUUGCAAGAGUGAGUAUUGAUAAUAGAACCAGGGCAUUGGUUCGGUCAUUGAGAAGAACAACUGACCCCAAACUCUGCAUUAACAGGGUUGAAGAACUUACCUUUCAUCUUCUAGAAUUUCCUGAAGGAAAAGGAGUGGCUGUCAAGGAAAAAAUUAUUCCGUAUUUAUUACGAUUGAGACAAAUUAGAGAUGAAACUCUUCAGGCUGCAGUUAGAGAAAUUUUGGCCUUAAUUGGCUAUGUGGAUCCAGUGAAAGGAAGAGGAAUACGAAUUCUAACAAUUGAUGGUGGAGGAACAAGGGGUUUGGUCGCUCUUCAGACGCUGCGGAAAUUAGUUGAACUUACUCAGAAGCCGGUUCAUCAGCUCUUUGACUACAUUUGUGGUGUAAGCACAGGUGCCAUAUUAGCAUUCAUGCUGGGAUUGUUUCAUAUGCCCUUGGAUCAAUGUGAAGAACUAUAUCGAAAAUUAGGAUCAGAUGUGUUUUCACAGAAUGUCAUUGUUGGAACAGUCAAAAUGAGUUGGAGCCAUGCAUUUUAUGACAGUCAAACAUGGGAAAAUAUUCUUAAGGAUAGAAUGGGUUCCUCAUUAAUGAUCGAAACUGCAAGAAACCCCACAUGUCCCAAGGUUGCUGCAGUAAGUACCGUGGUAAACAGAGGAAUAACUCCAAAAGCUUUUGUGUUCAGAAACUAUGGACAUUUUCCUGGAAUCAACUCUCACUAUAUGGGAGGCUGUCACUAUAAAAUGUGGCAGGCCAUUAGAGCCUCAUCCGCUGCUCCAGGCUACUUUGCAGAGUAUGCAUUGGGAAAUGAUCUUCACCAGGAUGGAGGUUUGCUUCUGAAUAACCCUUCAGCAUUAGCAAUGCACGAAUGUAAAUGUCUCUGGCCUGAUGUGCCAUUAGAGUGCAUAGUCUCCCUGGGCACUGGACGCUAUGAGAGCGAUGUGAGAAACAAUGUGACACAUACAAGCCUGAAAACCAAACUGGCCAAUGUCAUCAACAGUGCAACAGAUACUGAAGAAGUCCACGUAAUGCUUGAUGGUCUGUUACCUCCUGAUACCUAUUUUAGAUUUAAUCCUGUAAUGUGUGAAAAUAUACCUCUAGAUGAGAGUCGAAAUGAAAAACUGGAUCAGCUGCAAUUGGAAGGGUCAAAGUACAUAGAAAGAAACGAAGAAAAAAUGAAAAAACUUGCAAAAAUAUUAAGCCAAGAAAAAACAACUCUACAGAAAAUAAAUGAUUGGAUAAAACUCAAAGCUGACAUGUAUGAAGGUCUGCCAUUUUUUUCAAAAUUGUGAUGAGUUUGUGUACACAUUAUCAUAAGUGAGGUCAUGGUCAGGAGGUCCACCAAAUUCUGUGAGGAUUUAUGGUUCAGCAUGAUUUCCUUUGAAAUGCUUUUGAAUUCUGGGGAAUCCUGAAACAGGCAAUACUUGUUUCAGCUUGCAUAUCACAGAGGGAAUGUUGGAUUAUAGAAUUCAUUUUGGAAUUAGAUUUUUAUGAUGUUUAAUAAAUACACUGCAGGAAUCAUCAUUGUAUUAGUUGGUUUUAGUAGAUAUUGAUAGUUUGAUGUUUGAAAAUAUACUAAUAUUUGUGCCAAAUAAGAACUGAGAAUAUCACAUACUUUGUAUUUUUGCUUUAAUCACCACCAUCAUCAUGUUGAAAAUAUUUUGUCAUUGGUUUUCUUAUGAAAACCCAUGAUUGGAAAAGUUAAUUUCUUCUUCAUGUAAAUCAUUUAAUUUUUUUCACAUUUUUAAAUCUAAAUGUUCCUUUUAACUUCUGUAUCCAAACAUAUAGAAAAAAUAGAAAUUUUUUGUCAAUGAACUUUCACGUUUGAAAUCUGAAUGAACCAAUUAUACUUUUCUAUUAAAAUCUUCUUAUUGUAACAUUGUUUAUUCAAACAAGUAACUGUCAAACUUCAUUUGCCCCUGGAAUUUCAAAAUAGUGUAAAUUGACUUUUUAAUGCUCUCAUAUAUAAUUCUGUGUUGUAAAAUUAAUUGAAUUUACUGAGAAAAUAUCCUUAUCAUUAACAAAUAAAAUAUUGAAAUCUAUUGUUAAAAGCUAAUGAGUUUAAAAUUGUUCACAAUGUAGCUAAUGUUUUCUUUGUAGAAUGUUUUUUUUUUUUUUUAUGCUUUCUUUAUUUGAUUCCCAGCAUGGGGCAGGGAAGUGAAGGGAGAGAAAAAACAUAUCUUGUUUAACCACACUACUUUAACUUCUCUGAAUUUCACAGAAUCUAGUAACAUAUACAACUAAUAUGAAUCAGUCUUUGUGCCAGUGUUUCUCAGCUGGGGACUAUAUGAAUAUCCAGGAUAGUCAAAGGAAGCCCACAAGUGAAAAAACACAUAUAUGGAAUUGCCAUAUAUGUGCUAGAGAAUGAUGAUGCCAACUUGUAGGACAGACCCACAGAAACAACACAAGGUCACAGGGGCCCAUAGUUGGAAAAGUCUGAGAAACACUGCUAUCUGCCAACCAGAUUCAUCUUUGUUAUGUUACCUGUUUGCUAUGUAAAUCCUUGUGAUUUAUCAGAAUUAUGUGUGUUGUGGAGGUGAAGUAACCAUUACUUUGUGCAAAUAAUAAAGCCAGAUCCUGUUGCAUGGA